Molecule: messenger RNA, 447 nt
Organism: Micromonas pusilla CCMP1545
Lineage: Eukaryota; Viridiplantae; Chlorophyta; Mamiellophyceae; Mamiellales; Mamiellaceae
Exons: 1
Coding region: 1-447 (148 amino acids)
Source: RefSeq, a predicted model, not a curated record
AUGCGAGACGCGAGCGGGAUGCGACGCCCCGGGCGGUCGGUGACGAUGCGCCCCGGAACGAACAGCCGGAACGACGUCGAUAUUCGAGAGACGCUGCUGGCGCGGUCGUCGAAUCUCGGUGAAAUCGACGCGGGGUUCGCCGAAUCUGACGUCGCGGGUUUCUCCGCGCGCGCGCGCGUGGCGCACGACAAGGGGACGAAGAAUGCGCGCCGGUGCCUCGCGACGAUGAUCGUCGCGCUCGUCGCGAUCGGGUUCUUGCGCCCGAUGUACGGCCCGUACAUCGACCGCUUCGGCGACGGCGGGGACAUCACGAACUUCUUCUCGAAAGUCGAGUCGGUCGUCGAGGAGAGAAUACAGCGGUACGGCUUGAAGGUGCAACAGCGCACGUGGGGGAGCUCGCGGGGGUGGCGCGGGCACGGGAACGGGUUCCGAGAGGGCGACGGGUAG